Messenger RNA from Ostreobium quekettii, 1389 nucleotides. Lineage: Eukaryota; Viridiplantae; Chlorophyta; Ulvophyceae; Bryopsidales; Ostreobiaceae. The record is from the annotation of a GenBank genome assembly.
AUGGAUGCCGAGAGCGACCUGUCGGCGCAGACGGGUGUGGUGGUGUGUCCGACGUGGGUCCGGUCGGGCGCGUCCGGCGAGUCGAGGAUGAGCCCCGGCCCUGCGGCGGAUGUGGAAACCGGGAUCCCUGCGCGAUCCAUUGCCGGGGGUAGGGAGGCGGACGCCAGCGGAGUGGGCAACGCGGGAUCCGGGCAGCCUGCCGCAGGGUCGACGCUGGACAGCAGCCGCAGCUCGGGAACCGUGUUGAUCCAUUCAGGCAGGGAGACUUAUUCGUCCCAGUUUUCCAGCGUGGAUGAUGGGACGCCCGUGGGCGGCAGGGCGAAUGGCAGCGGCUUGGGCAACGCGGGACCCUUGCAGCCGGCCGCGGGGUCGGCGCUGGGCAGCAGCCGCAGUUCCGGGACCGUGUUGAUUCAUUCAGGCAGGGAGACUUACUCGUCUCAGUUUUCCAGCGUGGAUGAUGGGAUGCCCGGGGGCGGCAGGGUGAAUGGCAGCGGGAAGGGCAGCUCCGGAUCCGGGCUAGCGGCCGUGGGUUCGGCGCUGGGCAGCAGCCGCAGCUCGGGGACCGUGCUGAUCCACACGGGGAGGGAAACUUAUUCGUCUCAAUUUUCCAGCGUGGUUGACGGCGUGGGCACGCCCGCGGGCGACGAGCGAGGGGGGAGCCCUCCGCCGUCGGCACGCCGCACUUUGACGCGAUCGGCGGACGCGGCCCUCUCUAGCGGCGCGCACGGCGCCGUGGUGGACUUCCGUGAGCUAUUCCCGUGGUGGCGCCGCCGCCACGGGGGGCAAUUGGCGUCUGGCGAUUCCCCGUCAACCGCCGCGACAAAGUCGUCGUCGGGGCUACGCCUGCGCCUGCCCGCCCUCCGUCUCUUUCGGAGGCCCAGGGACGAGCGGCCGAGGGUGGUGGACGCCAGGGACCUGUUCCCGUGGCUGGGCCCUGCGGGCCCGAGCGGGUCCGGCCCCGUCGAGAUCGAGGGCGAUCGGGGGGAAGGAGACGAGGGGGGGAAAAUGGACCGUGAUCGUGGGACGUCAUGGGGCUGGGUGGAGCUUUGGCGCCGAUCGGCGGCAUCGUGGCGGGCGUGCGAGGUGGCGGGGGAUGGGGUGUCGCCGGUUGCGCCGUGCUGCGUGGGGCGGGGCAAGGUGGUGGACAGGGCCGGGGGGGUGCCGAUGGAGCUGAGGGAGGACCGCCAGGUCGGGCGCCCGAGGCUGGAGUUCGCCCCAGGGGGCGGGUCAGAGGCGGACGGGGGGCCGGGGCGCGGCGAAGAGUGGCGAGGACGGCUCAACCAGCUCAGACACCCUGUUGUGGUCACGCCUCUGUUCGUGGCAGCGGCGAUGGUUGUCUUUGCCCUCAUGGCGGGAGUGUACCCACUGUACGAACUGCAGAGAGUGCAC